Molecule: messenger RNA, 377 nt
Organism: Neurospora tetraspora
Lineage: Eukaryota; Fungi; Ascomycota; Sordariomycetes; Sordariales; Sordariaceae
Exons: 1
Coding region: 108-362 (84 amino acids)
Source: RefSeq, a predicted model, not a curated record
CCAGAAACGCUUCCGACUAUGUACAUCACAUGCCCGUUUAGGCCGUUAUGAUGACGAUGAGAAAUGAGAGCCGCAAUUCAGCAUGAAUCGUAUCUUCUGGUUCGUCAAUGUCCCGAACAUUCAGUUCCCUUUAUAGAUUUUCGUUUCUUUUUUUUUCCCUGUGCUGCUACGCAAUCUACGCAGUAACCGUUGCUGGCUGCAUGGAGCUACGCAGUAUGCAUCUCGGCAUCUCAAUGGCAUGUCAAAUUUCAAGUUGUUUUGUUUUGUAUGGUGCAGCCCUUUGUGGGUUUGAAUUUCCACACAAAAGUCCUAUAGUCUACACAGUAAACACAAACAUCUCAAUGAAAACAGGCCCGACGUAGCCAUGGCAAAAGGAG